UUCUGGUGCAGGCAUGCAGCGAGCGUCCUGUGUCCACAGUUCAUUUUUAGCCCAGUCUUGCAGCAGGGAGCUGUUUGGAAACAUGCAUUGAAUGCUCAUUGUUCGGCGGUGGAUACAGUAACAGGCUCAGCACUGGACCACGCUUUGAUCAUCUGGCCUGAUGUCUGACGUGGGCUGCACAGAGGUUCACUGACACUCAGAUUACGGCAUUUUGUAGGCGACUUUGGCCGUGAAGAUGACAGCCUAGUGAUGUGGAUCUGCUACCGGCCUCGAGCUUCCCGUGGAAGGUAGACUUGCCGCCUGCCACCAUCAUGCGCCUGAUACGGAUAAAGACGCCAUAUUUGUUACUGCCCAUACUAUCAGCGAUGAUGUUCCACCUGUCAGCGCUGCAAGUUGGAGCCAAGUAUUCAGAAGCAGAGCUACAGGAGCAGUGCUCCAAAAGACAGCACCCUAUCCUCGCCUUUCAAGAAGUCAAGCCGUGGCUGUCUAAUUUCACCUAUUCUGAUGCCCGGGACUUUUCACAGUUAGCGCUCGAUGUCGGCAGGAAUCAGCUCAUUGUGGGAGCCAGGAACUACCUCUUCAGACUCAGUCUGUUCAACGUCUCUCUUAUCCAGGCAACAGAAUGGUCUUCAGAUGAAGAUACCCGGAGAUCCUGCCAAAGUAAAGGGAAGAUGGAGGAGGAGUGCCAGAAUUAUGUGCGAGUCUUGAUAGUGAACGGGAAGAGAGUAUUCACCUGUGGAACAAACGCCUUCUCACCGGUGUGCACCAGCCGCCAGGUGGGGAACCUAAGCCGUGUGAUUGAGAAGAUAAAUGGGGUGGCACGCUGCCCAUAUGACCCCCGGCACAAUUCUACGGCAGUAAUCACAUCACGAGGCGAGCUCUACGCAGCAACCGUCAUUGACUUUUCAGGCCGUGAUCCUGCCAUCUACCGCAGUCUGGGAAACGUACCGCCACUGCGCACCGCGCAGUAUAACUCCAAGUGGCUGAAUGAACCCAACUUUGUGGCCGCCUACGACAUUGGUCUGUUCACGUAUUUCUUUUUUCGGGAAAACGCUGUAGAACACGACUGUGGGAAAACGGUGUAUUCGCGAGUAGCCAGAGUCUGUAAAAAUGACUUUGGUGGCCGCUUCUUGCUGGAAGAUACGUGGACGACAUUCAUGAAAGCGCGACUGAACUGCUCACGGUCAGGCGAGAUCCCAUUUUACUACAAUGAACUUCAGAGCACUUUCCUCCUUCCUGAACAGGACCUGAUAUACGGCGUUUUUACUACAAACAUAAACAGCAUCGCAGCGUCUGCAGUCUGUGCCUUCAACCUCAGCGCCAUUACCCAGGCCUUUAACGGUCCGUUCAGAUACCAAGAAAACCCCAGGUCUGCUUGGUUGCCGACCAUUAACCCCAUACCCAACUUUCAGUGUGGGAUCCUGAAUGACGAUAGUCCCAACGAGAACCUGACAGAGAGGAGUUUGCAGGACGCACAGCGGCUCUUCCUUAUGAAUGACGUUGUGCAGCCGGUGUCGGUGGAUCCGCUGGUCACACAGGACAGUGUGCGCUUUUCUAAGCUUGUUGUGGACAUUGUGCAGGGGAAGGACACGCUGUACCACGUCAUGUACAUUGGGACAGAACAUGGCACGAUCCUGAAAGCCCUGUCCACUGCCAACCGCAGCCUGCGGAGCUGUUACUUGGAGGAGAUGCACAUCCUUCCUACUGGGCAGGAGGAGUCAAUCCGCAGCUUGCAGAUCCUCCACAGCAACAGAUCUCUGUUUGUGGGACUAAACCAUGGCAUCAUCAAGGUGCCCCUGGAGAGAUGCUCUAUUUACCGAUCGGAAGGGACAUGUCUGGGCGCCAGAGACCCAUACUGCGGCUGGGACAGCAAGAAGAAACGCUGCAGUACCCUGGAAGAUAGCUCCAACAUGAGCCUGUGGGCGCAGAACAUCACAGAGUGCCCAGUCCGGAACCUGACUGUGAAUGGAGGAUUGGGGGUCUGGUCCACAUGGCAGCCUUGCCAGAAUUCAGAUGGAGACUCCUCAUGUCUGUGCCGCUCCCGAGCUUGUGAUAACCCUGUGCCUCGCUGCGGAGGGCGAGACUGUGUUGGGCCACGCAUAGAGAUUGCCAACUGUUCAAGAAAUGGUGGCUGGACGCCGUGGUCGUCGUGGGCUCAGUGCAGCACAUCCUGUGGUAUUGGCUUUCAGGUGCGCCAACGCACAUGCAGUAACCCUGCACCCCGCUUUGGAGGAAGAGUGUGCGUGGGCCAGAGCAGGGAGGAACGAUUCUGCAAUGAGCACAGCCCGUGUCCGGUGCCCAUUUUCUGGUCUUCCUGGGGUUCGUGGAGUAAAUGCAGUGUGGAUUGCGGAGGAGGAAUACACUCCAGACAGCGCUCCUGCGAAAACGGCAAUACCUGCCCUGGUUGUGCAAUGGAGUACAGAAGCUGUAACUCGGAUGCCUGUCCAGAGGUGCGCAGGAACACACCGUGGACUCCCUGGAUGCCAGUUAACAUCACACAAGGAGGUGCCCGUCAAGAACAGCGUUUCCGCUACACAUGUCGUGCUCAACUAUCUGACCCCCAUGAGCUACAGUUUGGGAGGAAAAAGACUGAGACUCGGUACUGCCCCAAUGAUGGAUCUGCAGCAUGUGAAACAGAUUCUCUCGUGGAUGACUUGAUGCGCAGCAGUAAGACGCCAUCUCGUGUAAUCAGCGGAGGUUGGAGCCCAUGGGGACCUUGGUCAUCCUGUUCUCGGGACUGCGAGUUGGGCUUCCGAUCUAGGAAGAGAGCUUGCAGUAGCCCUGAACCACGGAAUGGGGGUCUGCCAUGUGUGGGAUCUACUACUGAAUUCCAGGAUUGCAACCCCCAGUUCUGCCCAGUGAAAGGAUCCUGGUCAUGCUGGUCAUCUUGGACUCAAUGCUCGGCCACCUGUGGAGGCGGCCAUUAUCAGCGCACUCGCACCUGUACUAAUCCAACGCCAUCUAACGGCGGAGAUAUCUGCAUUGGUCUGCACACUGAGGAAGCUCUUUGUAACACAUACCCCUGUGAAGGAGGCUGGGCAGAGUGGGGUGAAUGGAGCAUGUGUCACGAAGACGGAACGCAGUAUCGCACGCGCUACUGUGAUAUCCACAGCCCUGGGCCCACCCAGUGUGCUGGAAAUGGCACCCAGUACAGAGACUGCAUAUACAACGAAAUCCCAGUCAUUCUUCCAGCUUCCAGCAUUGAUGAGAACCCAGAAUGUGGAGGCUUCAGUCUGAUCCAUCUGAUUGCAACCGGCAUUUCCUGCUUUUUUGGCUCCAGCCUCUUGACGUUCGUGAUCUAUGUUUAUUGCCAGCGAUGCCAGAGACAAUCACAGGAAUCCACUGUCAUCCAUCCGGCCACACCGAACCACCUGCAUUACAAGGGCAGCUCCACUCCCAAGAAUGAAAAGUACACUCCUAUGGAGUUCAAGACGCUCAAUAAGAAUAACUUGCUGCCAGACGACCGGACCAACUUUUAUCCUUUACAACAGACAAAUGUGUACACAACCACGUAUUAUCCAAGCACGCUGAGCAAGUAUGAUUUCAGACCAGAUUCCUCACCAGGCAGAACAUACACUAAUAGCUGAGAUAUGGCGCGGACCACCAUCCACGUCUUGUUGCUGAGACGCCCUGCCCUUUUCAACGUUCCAUAAACCAUUGCCCAGCUCCGUCUCCAUAGCUGGACCUGUUGGGUGAGCUCCAACUGGACCCGCUGAUCCUACUUUGUGAACUCUUAUGGUGUUGGACUGGAGGAGACUCUGGGACUCUGCUAUCAUAGCAUCUUCAUGGUUGGUAAAGGAGCAGUUUUUUAAAGGCCUCUGUUUACUUAUUGACACAAUGUGCUGCUUGUGCAAGGAAGCCAGGUUCCGUGCUGAGUUCCAUUUUGUACCCUGGUGUUUUUUGGGACACACUUGACAUGUUUCAUUUUGAGCAACAUUCCCGUUAAUAAUGGAAAUGACUUCUUGAACACAGAAUGAUGUCACUGCUUUGCAUGAACAGCUAAGAAGAUCUACACUGGGCGGCGUUUUCUUGCUUUUCCUAUAGACUAUACUGUGGAUGAUUCUCAGAAUCAACCAAACAGCCUCAAACUUCCUCUGGGUCAACUCUGUCAAACUGCGAUGGGAACCGAGGAGGCCGAAGAAACGUACUCUUUUUGUAAGACAGUUUUGUGUGCAUUUCCAGAGUGCGUGAAAUACUGUUAGGGGUUAACAUGCAAAAUAGAGGUUGUUCGACAUGACAGCGGUCUAACGUCACUGGAUUUAUAUGUGUCUAACUGCUCCCUUUAUUGAGAAUACAUUGUCACAAAGUGCUCAUGGGGUGUUACUAUAGGCAGCCGUGAGAAAGGUGAUGGUUUUGUGUAAAGUUUAACCUGAAAGCUGCAGAGCCAAGCGUAAAUGGCGUUCUUUAACCCCCUUUUAUCAGUACACUGUUUGGGAAUGUAAUGUGUUUUGGUCAGAUGUGAAAUCAGAUUGAAUUGUACAUCCCUAUACAUAGAGCACGUUCAACAUGCCUGACAGGGGAGGAGCUUAGAUAUGUCAAUGACAUCUCAGCCUAUCUGAGGGCUACUGUGUGUUUCGGAGGCGCCCUCAGAUUGGCUAGAAAUAUGUCAUUAUUUUGUAUAAAGAUUCAUUUUUCAUUGUGGAACACUUUCUGUCUAAUGCCAUUUUCAGCCAUGGUCAUGUUUACUAGGAUUCUGAUCGUUUUAUUCCUUUCUUUAGCAUAGUUUGUAUAAAGAGUAUCAGGAAAGAGGCCAUCUUGUCUUCCACACUGUAGCGCUGUAGAAAACUAAAGGUGUGAUCCAAAAAUAUGCAUAAACCGCUGGAUAAAUCAACUCCCAGAUAGCUCACGGGCUGGAGAGUACAAGUCCAUGCUUAGUCAGCCAACUGCAGCUUUGUAGUCCGUGGCAGGAAGAGCGCCAAUCACUGCCUGUCCCUGUGCGUCAAACCUCCGAUUACACUGUAUGCUGACAUGUUUUACAGAGACAGCCAGCACCGGCCCCUAAUAAUAAGCCAGUCACCAGUCUGGUAUCAGGCGAGGCAGGGUGGCAGGUUCAACCAUUUGUAGAAUGCAUUAGACGCGAUAGUUGUGAGAGCUCGGAAUAGCUUCCCUUAGUUUGCGUAGAGUUUAGGCUGAAGAAGGCAAUGGUUGUAGGGGUUUAGUAUUGAUGUGUUAGAGUGUUUCAUGGAAGGAAAACUGCAAAAACUGGAGACAAUUGAGAAAAGGGAACAAAUUGGAAUCAUCUCCCUUUCUUUAACGUCACUUGUUUGUUUUUGCUUUUUUUCUUAAUAUUUUUCAGAAUUCUCCUUUUUUUUCUAGAAAAAUAUAAAUUCAUAUGAAGGGUCAUUAAAUAAUGUGUAUUCACA
Pelobates fuscus (common spadefoot toad) is the source of this 5363-nucleotide messenger RNA. RefSeq names its product semaphorin 5B (gene SEMA5B). The record is from RefSeq and is a predicted model, not a curated record. The coding region runs from base 312 to 3587 and encodes 1091 amino acids. Gene Ontology annotation, molecular function: semaphorin receptor binding; chemorepellent activity. Lineage: Eukaryota; Metazoa; Chordata; Amphibia; Anura; Pelobatidae. The transcript has 23 exons. Gene Ontology annotation, biological process: positive regulation of cell migration; neural crest cell migration; axon guidance.